GGGGGAUCCAACUAUUCUGUCUUUCAGCUCAGCAGAGCUCAUAUUACUGCUUCAACUCUACUUCCCUCGCUUUUCCCCCUUGCUGACCGCUGGCCUGAUUUGCUCUCUGGGGUAGUGAACAGGAUCAGCAGAGGCUGCCAAGUGUUCGACGAGUGGUGGAGUGGUCAGAGGCAGCCGGAGUCAUGGCCGUACCCCAGGUGCGGAGUGUGUGUUUGGGGCUCUGGGUGCUCCUUCUCCUCGGUGUGGGCAUGGAGGGACUAGUGGAAGGAUGUAGCUGCAACCCAGCGCACCCUCAGCAGCUCUUCUGUAGCGCUGAGAUAGUGAUAAGGGCAAAGAUCUCUGGGGAGAAAAUUGUGUCUCCUAGCAACAGCUCCUCACCUUACAUGAAGAUGAUCCAGUAUGAAAUAAAAAUGAUCAAGAUGUUCAAAGGUUUUGAAAAGGCCAAGGAUAUCCAGUAUGUCUACACGCCAGUCUUCUCCUCACUGUGUGGAGUCAAACUUGACUCGAACAAUAAGGCAGGAUACUUACUAUCAGGAAGUAUGUGGAGUGAUGGGAGGAUUUCGAUUGGACAAUGUGACCUAGUAGAGCCAUGGGACAACUUAUCAAUGUCACAGAAGAAGAAUCUCAACUACAGAUACCAGAUGGGCUGUGAAUGCAGAAUCAACACCUGCUACACAGUGCCGUGUGCCUCUACAGGAGAUAAUGAGUGCCUGUGGACGGACUGGCUGCUGGAUAACAGCCUAAAUGGGGAGCAGGCUCGGCAAUAUGCCUGCGUCCGCCGCUCUGACAGAACCUGUAGCUGGUACCGGGGUGGGCCGCCCCCUGAGAAAGACUUCCUGGACAUGACCGACCCCUGACCUGUAAUCUUGACCCCCAUCUCUCUCCACUGACCCAUAUAACGCCAGGCUCACUUUAGAAAAUGUUUCUCCACUGCUUUGGCUUACAUAGCUCAAAAUUUGGCUGCCAGUGCUAAUAUUAUGUAAAGUAGUAAUUGAUUUCAUUGAAAACAUGACAGAUCCUUCAUGCAUGGGUGCAUAAUUUCAGUGCUGAGCUUUUGUUAGCAGUUCAUUUGGUUGAUUGCCACAGCAUCGCUAUUUUUUUUUUUUUUUUUUGAUAAAAUGCAGGGGAUUAAAAGACUCCUCCAACUCCCGCUGUCAUACAUUCCACCUCCCUUACUCUCUUCCUCUCUUCCAAAUACAAAAUAUAAAUAGCAGCUGACCAGCCACUGCAAAUUAUUGGCUUCAGGUGUGAAUUGUCCAUAACCCCUGAGGGCCUGACACUAGAUGAAUAACCUACCAAGUUUGAGGCAUUAUCAUAAGGGACUGAGGCAGUUUGUUCUGUAAAAAAUAUUACUGACACCCAAUUUCCAUAACCCAUGUCACAAGCUUGUACUGCACAGAAUACUCAACAAGCACCAAUCUUCUCCAAGCUAAAGUCAAGUUUUGCAGACACAGUGCAGAUGCACAGCCUCUGCCACCCACUGGUAUUUUUCUUCUUUUGUUUUAAACCAUCCCAUGCAAUUAAAAAUGUACUGUAGAUAUUUUAUUAUAAAUGCAAUGGAACACCAUACAUUCUCCAUUUUUAAUAAACAAUUUUGACAAAAUUCAACACAAGAAUUAUAUAUACGACGAAUUCUUGUGUGAAAUUUCUCUUGUUAUGAGAAUGUAAAUAUUGUAUUUGAAUGGGAAUUAACAUUUCAAGCUAACUGCAUUUUGUCUUAGUGAAGAGGUUCUUAUCUUGGUUUUGUGGUUUUGUUUGCUCAGUUUCCUUGUUUGAACUCUGUACUACUUCCUGUGCCAAAAAUCUAAUCCUGCGCUUUAACAACAGCAUUGCCACCUGUAGAGGCCGCCUCUCAUUUGAGGACAUUAUAUAACAGGACAAGGUUCAAUUCACUUAUUUUUCCUUGAAUUUGUCAACAUUCAAAUAUAGAACAUAUGUAAACUCUGGCAUGUGAGAUUAUCUAAAUACCAGAGGAAUAAUUGAGAAUACUUAGUCAGUUAUCUUUAGUGUUUUUAUGGGAAUUUUUAACACAUUGAAUCAAAUGUGAAUUGAUCCCUGUCUUGUUACUGAGGCACUUUACUGAAGUCAUACAGUUUAAAAUGCAUUCUGACCUGCUGUGUUCACUCAUGAGCCACCAUGGGAGGAUCAUUUUAGCGCCCCACACAACAAUCAAAUAGUCUCAUAUUAAUCCUUAGGAAGUGUAGGACAAGUAUUAUGAAACAUCCUAAAUUCCAUUCUGAAAUGUGUUGAUAAUCCAAACUAAUUAAUUUCAUGGUUGAUAUGAUCACAAUGCAUCAUUAACUGUAUGGCUUCAGUUAAUUGUUAUCAAGUAUUUCUUGUUUGUUUUAUAUUGAAUGGACUGUUUGGGUUUGUAUUUAUGUCUGUUUCUGUCAAUAGAGUUUUCUA
This is a messenger RNA of Myripristis murdjan (pinecone soldierfish), 2406 nucleotides long. RefSeq names its product metalloproteinase inhibitor 4. Gene Ontology annotation, biological process: response to cytokine; negative regulation of endopeptidase activity; negative regulation of membrane protein ectodomain proteolysis. The record is from RefSeq and is a predicted model, not a curated record. Gene Ontology annotation, molecular function: metalloendopeptidase inhibitor activity; protease binding. Bases 183 to 857 code for a protein of 224 amino acids. Gene Ontology annotation, cellular component: extracellular matrix. The transcript has 6 exons. NCBI's taxonomy places the organism in Eukaryota, Metazoa, Chordata, Actinopteri, Holocentriformes, Holocentridae.